Messenger RNA from Choloepus didactylus (southern two-toed sloth), 2752 nucleotides. It is a transcript of the gene MDH1B, whose product is annotated as malate dehydrogenase 1B. Gene Ontology annotation, biological process: oxaloacetate metabolic process; tricarboxylic acid cycle; malate metabolic process. The record is from RefSeq and is a predicted model, not a curated record. The coding region runs from base 199 to 1839 and encodes 546 amino acids. Gene Ontology annotation, molecular function: L-malate dehydrogenase (NAD+) activity. The transcript is spliced from 13 exons. Lineage: Eukaryota; Metazoa; Chordata; Mammalia; Pilosa; Megalonychidae.
CAACUGAGCUCAUAAGGGAACAUAAGUCUAUGCGUGUACCCAUCGCAACCCCUUCAAAUCAUAACUUCCCACAACCAACUUCUCUCCGGCUGUGCGCCAGACCACGCGCUCAGCUUUGGAGUGCGCCUGCGCCGCGCCUCUGCUGGUGUGGUUGCCUGGAAACCAACCGCGGGUCUGCCUCAGAGUCUCAGCUAAGGAAUGGCCAAAUUCGUGCUGGCUGGUAAAGCAAAUUGUCCAUAUUAUGCUAAAGCAGAACUUUUGGCAGACUAUUUACAAGAGAAUCUUCCUAAUUUUCGGAUACAUAAAAUUACACAACAUCCUGAUGUUUGGGAGGAAUGGCUGAAAAAUGUGUGUGAGAAGAAUAAGUGGAGUCAUAAAAAUUCCCCCAUCAUCUGGAGAGAGCUGCUGGAUCGUGGAGGAAAGGGUUUGCUUUUGGGAGGAUACAAUGAGUUCCUGGAGCAUGCCCAGCUUUACUAUGAUGUCACCUCCAGCAUGACAAGUGAGCUGAUGCUGAUAAUUGCUCAAGAGAACCUAGAGACACAUAUAGAAAAAGAGCUGGAGGAAGAAGCCCUCAAAAGUCUCAUUAACCCCUUGCAGGUCUGGAUCACCAGUGCAUCUGCUCCUGCCUGCUACCACCUAAUUCCCAUUUUGACAAGUGGUGAAGUAUUUGGGAUGGAGACGGAAAUUAGCAUAACGCUGUUUGAUGACAGACAGAUGGAAGAAAAUCUCAAAACAAUAGUGAUGGAGGUUCAGGACCUGGCAGUGCCAGUCCUCCGGAGUGUCUCCAUAUGCACUAAAGUGGAGGAGGCCUUCCGCCAAGCCGACGUGAUCAUCAUUCUUGAUGACAGCACCAACAAGGAGGUGAAUACUUUAGAAGAAGGCAUGCGAAGCAGGGUUCCUCUGUGUAGGCUGUAUGGAUACCUGAUUGAGAAAAAUGCUCAUGAAUCAGUCAGAGUUGUUGUGGGAGGAAAAACCUUUGUAAAUCUUAAAACAGCUUUGCUUAUGAGAUAUGCCCCAAGCAUCAAACGCAACAUUAUCGCUGUGGCAUUGGGGAUAGAAGGCGAAGCUAAAGCUGCUCUGGCCAGAAAAUUGAAAACGACUCCUUCAAGCAUCAAAGAUGUGAUAAUCUGGGGUAAUAUUAGUGGAAAUAAUUAUGUUGAUCUGAGAAAAGCAAAGGUUUAUAGAUGUGAGAGUGCUAUUUGGGGACCUCCUCACUAUUACCGUCCUGUUUUAAACCUGGUUUUUGAUAGUGAGUGGCUAAAAAGAGAAUUUGUGUCAAAUCUUAGAAUGUUGACUGCCACAGGAAAACAAUUUGGAGGUAUUUUAGCUGCACACAGUAUAGCCACUACGUUAAAAUACUGGUACCAUGGUUCACCACCUGGGGAGAUUGUUUCUUUAGGAGUAUUGAGUGAAGGCCAGUUCGGUAUUCCUGAAGGAAUUGUCUUUUCUAUGCCUGUGAAAUUUGAGAAUGGAAGUUGGGAGGUUCUUACAGAUCUUAAAGAUAUUGAAAUAAGUGAACAAUUAAUGACCAGCAUGGCAAAUGAUCUAAUUCAGGAGAAACUCGUUGCUCUUGGUGACGUGAUAUAUUUUCAACUACACACAUCAGGAACUGACUUAGGAAAAAAAAAUAAAACCAUCAUCUCACCCAUCACAGAUGACAACCAAGAAGAUCAAAAGCCCUCAUUUGAACAUAAAGAUAGCAUAUACUCUGAUAUAGUCGAAGAAGAAAAAAGUCUGUCAGAUGGGGAAUUUUUAAAUCUAAUUUCUCAAACCAUCCCUGAAAAGCCAGGCAAUCAAGAACCUAUAAAUGACUCUGAAGGCAAAACAAUGGAGCACUAAAAGAUCAAAUUAGAUCAAAUAUAAAAUUAUUUGAAGUGUAAUAAAUAUGGAAAGACCCAUGAAUAUCUGUGUUUAGGGAAGAAUAAUUUGAAAGAUUUACUUGAAUCUUAGUAUUAUGCUAGGCAAUUAAAUAACAGUGGUAGCCCAAAUAAUCAUUUUGUGUUACUUAUUCUCACUUAUGUUUAAGAUUGCAUUUUCUUAAAAGUAGUUUGGAGUCAAUUGCUGCUUUUUAAGCUACAUUAAAAUACAAUUGUCCUUCAUUGCAUUCUUGCCUGUACAUCCUUCUAAGAGAUCUUGCUUCCAACCACAGUCCUUAUCUAAGCCAUGGGCCUAAGUGGCCACAUUUGCUCAGGUGUCCUUACCACCUUGGCCUCAAUUAAUUGGGCCAGGAUAGACACCCCUUACCCAAAGGGGGCCAGGCAGAUUCUCUCUCUCAAAAAAUCUGAACUGAGACAAAUGGUUGAGUGAGUUGGUCUCUGAGUCAUGUUAAUGGUGGUGCACUAAAAGAGGGCACAAAGUUCUACUUGUGAGGUUUUCAGAACUAGCCAGGUUCACUCCCUUCAUAAUACCUGUCUGCACUGUUUUCCCUUGGAUUUCCCUGUUGUAGGUAUCCUUAAAAUAUAUCUCACUUUUACCUUAGCUUAGAUUGAAUUAGAUACUGUGUCUUGACACCAGAUAUGGCCUGAUUAAACUAAGUUUUGGAAGAAAAGCACAGUAUUUUUACCAUGUAACUGCACGGUUUAAGUAAAAUUACCCAGUCUCAUUAAAGCAGUAGUAGCCAAACCAAUAUGCUCCUAUAUGUUCAAACUAAUAGGACCUUUUACAAAUGCCAAUCAGGAAUUUUUGAAAGCCUAGCAGUCAUGCUAAAAAUUGCUGAUAUCUGUGCUUUCUCUAUAUAUUUAUACAGUUCAUA